Molecule: messenger RNA, 12192 nt
Organism: Maniola jurtina (meadow brown)
Lineage: Eukaryota; Metazoa; Arthropoda; Insecta; Lepidoptera; Nymphalidae
Gene: nonC
Product: serine/threonine-protein kinase SMG1
Exons: 15
Coding region: 101-10267 (3388 amino acids)
Biological process (GO): negative regulation of macroautophagy; phosphorylation; TOR signaling
Cellular component (GO): TORC1 complex; TORC2 complex; nucleus
Molecular function (GO): protein binding; protein serine/threonine kinase activity
Source: RefSeq, a predicted model, not a curated record
GCGUUUGCGUUUGUGUUGUGUGUCCAAAAUUUGGCUAUAUUUUUCUAUUCCUUUACGGCAAUGUGUUUUAUAAUAUAUCUUCCGCAUUUAAACUUUAGUGAUGCUAUCCACCACAGCAAAUAGUAAAGUGAAAAGUUCGAGAUUACCGGAGAACAUCGACAAUUCUGAUCGGGACGAUUUCGGACAUGAAAACACAACGGACGAUAAGGUCAGAGGUUAUGUUGGCUCGUACGAUGGCUCUUCGUCGUUCGGAGGGCCUCGAGACCCGCGCUUCCGGCCUCGCGGCCGCGUCACGGAGUUCCGCCACUCGCGGGGCGGCGGUCGGGGAGGCCCUCGGGGCCGUGGCUGUUUCCCGCCACGACCGACGUUCGAGCGCGACGAAAACUCUUACAAGUAUCACGAACCGCUAGGAUCGACUAACAACGAUGGCUGGUCGCAAGGAAACAAUAAAUUCUAUGACAGGUCAGACUUGGCAGUCAACCUGCCCGAGGACCCUCGUAUCUCUAAGCUACUACGUCGCCUAUGUGCAGAGGCUGAUAUUGAGAAAUCCUUAGUAAUAUGCAGCAAGUUGCAGGAUGCUGUCAUGCUGCCAGAGAACGCGCGCUAUAUACGAAGAGCUUAUGAUAUCCUGGUGGACUCUCUGUUAGAUGUGCUGUACAGUGCCCCCAGUCCGGAAACUAAAGAGAAUGCAGCCGUAGUGUUGGGUAGAAUUGGGUAUGUUAUGGGCCCUGACUAUAGGAAACAUCUUGAUUGGGUUUUAACUACAUAUUCUGGGCACAACACUUCAAUAAAGCACUUGCUUAUACUCUCCUUCACGGAAACCUUUCAGAUCGACCAUCUGACGCCUUGCUUAGGAGAGUUUGCAGAAACAACUUUGGAGAAGCUCCAAGCUAUUAUUGAAGCUACAGACUCAGCUGAUGUGUUCAUGGCGGCAAUUAAUGCUAUGAUAUUGAUGUCCAACUCCUACCCUGAACACUUUGCUAAUCAUUUUGUUGACACAGUAGACAUAUUGGUAGGUUGGCAUGUUGAUAAUGCCCAACCUAAUAAAAUCAAGGAAUUUGCUCUACAAUCAUUAUUCAAACUGAGCCGCCACUGGCAGGCUGACAUUGGUUUUUCAGUCAAUUUACUCAAUCAAUUUGUAGAAGACAUGGUGGCUUACUGUCAUGACUUGGAUACCAAUAAAAGUGACAAGGAUGGAGAUGCUAACUCCCAUGAAGAUUGCAUGCAGAAAAUUGCCUCAUUCUUAAAUGUUUUCAACACUGUUGUUAAGAGUUUAGGGACUCUCCUGAACCCUAAUGUGUCUCAAGUAGUUUCAUGGACCUUCUUAACAGACUCCCUUUCAAAAGUUCUACAGGUAAUGACAGAUGCUCUGAAGGAAGAUGCAGAUUCAGAGCUUAUUCUUGCAGGGAAUGAAUGCAUAAUGUUGCUCAUAAAGUACUUACAAAUGAAAUCAACUGCGUGCCUUUCCUCACUGUUUGCUUUGAUGUCUAUAGAAAUGAAUGGUUACAUGCAAGCAGACGAGGCACUUUCUUUGAGCAUUAUAAAUCUUAUAUCCACAGCAAUAAAGGAAAUUGCGUCAAACUUAACAUUGGAGUUCAUAACACAGAUCAUUGGGCCUCAGUCCUUGUUGCGCCCUUUACGCUUCUCUGCAAGCAUUCAGGUGUUAACCAGCGUAAUGUCUGUUUACAGUAAUCUACUCAAUUUGAAAAAUAUACCCCUCUUACAAGAGGCAUACAAAUAUGUUCUUAUGGAUAUGCAAAAUUCCUACACAAUAAUUUUACCACAUAUACAAAUCAUACAAGUUGAGUACGUUGAAGAAGUGAGUAAAGAUGAUGCAGAGAGGAACAUUAUAUUUUACCUUCAAUGUUUAUCUGAACUGGCAAAUGCUAGUAAUUCUAUUAUUGGGAUGUGGGCUUUACAACCAAGUAUUUUAGAACUAUUGGCAAUAAAAAUGUGUCCACAUGAUGAGAUUUUGAUGAAAGAGAGACCUGCCUUACAGUAUGCCAUACUAUACUUGCUGUAUUCCCAUUGUAAGAAGAAUAAUCACUUUAUAGCCUCCAGCGAUCUGGUGACAAACUCUCAACAGCGAGCUAAUGACCUUUUUGGACUGUCUACCCUUACUUUAGGAGAGGUAUCCAGCUCGAGCCCUACGUCUGGUCACCUUGCAGUCAUAUUGAACAUACUCAGCAUUGUACUUGAUGACCAGAUGCCUAAUGAAAGCUUAACCCUUGUUUUAACUUGGGUAUCUGAUAUAUUCUGUCAACUGGACAAAUAUUUGCCUAUAGUCAAUAUGUCCAAAAGUUUUUUGGUUCUACUAACAAAUAUGUUGGCACUAGCACACAGUUUUGACAGUAAUAUAGUCUUGCUUGUGAUAAGAAAUUUCUAUUUGUUACUGAGGAACAAGAACAUAGUUUGGAAUAUGCUUCUUCUCAAAACUAUAGCAGUUAUAUGUAUAUUGCACAUUGACAAUCAGAACAGAGCUUUGGCCAAAUUGUGCAAAAAGGUUCUGUUUGAACUUCCAUGGGACAUAGUUCAGCAAGAAUUGGACAAGCAAACUGUAAAGAUAUUUACCAGCCGCAAAUUUACUCACAUGAUUAUCAAUUGUGACACCAAGAUAAAUUCCUUCAAAGAGUACCUGAUGAAAGGAUCUUUCUCUAUGCUCCCCAAUCAUCACUUCAAAGCAAUCAUUAACUGUCUCAUGCAAAUUAAUCUUGACACAAAAGAUUUCCUGCUUGAUAUAUUCAUAUCUUCUUGGCCUGUACAGAGCUAUGAUGCUGAUGAAAAUAAUUUAAAUUUCUUCAGACAGUGUGUAUCAAAUUUCUCAUCCAUUUGUGUAAAUUGGGCCCUUUCGGAAUUAGCGCACACAUGUAUUACCUUGAAACUACGAACUGUUCUCGGUAAGCCUCAAGAAACCUUUACAAAGAUAGAAGGAACCUUAAAGGGUGUUGCCAGAGAAAUAUCUUCUAGUGAAACGAAGUAUGUGGCUGAAGAACACAAAAAGCUACUAGAGGUUUUAACAGCAGAACAAGUAAGAUCGCGGUGGCUUAUCGAAUUUAUGAUGUUCUUGGAGAAGUACACUUACAAUGCUGCAGAAGGUACGGCCACUGUCCUUCCGGCAGUCGCUAAACCUGUAAAGACAUUUUUCCACACCAACUGGCCCACAUGUCGAGAAUGGCUCAACAGAGUACGGCCUGCUGCACUCGCUGUCAGUGUUUAUGGAGGAAAUUAUGGCGCGGCGAUUUACCACGCGUCGUUCAUAUUGCAAAAUGCUGCCAAUUCAAGUACUAAUAUUGACAUAGAGGCUAUAACAAUGAGUGUAUCUCGAGCCCUAAUAAAGAUUCAGGAACCGGAGGUUCUGCAUGGCCUUUAUGUGUGGAUAAAACAAAAAUUCGACCUUAAAUUCCCAUGGUUAAAAGGAGCAGCCGAACAAGCAAAUUCACGCUAUGAAUUGGCUACUGAAUAUUCUAAAAUGUUGUGCAAUGCAAAAUUGAAUGAUGAUAGCGAUGAAACAAAAAUGCCUCUGCUGGACAAUAAAGGACUUAAAUUUGUAAAUGAACAAAUAUUUGAAAGCUACAAGAAUAUUCAAAGUUGGGAAGAUAUGGAAGAGUGGAAAGAAAUGAUGGAGGGAACUGGAUAUAGCUCCAACUGGGAAUCAUUUAUAGAUUUAAAACAAUUUGAUGAAAAUAAUGAGAUUCCUGAUUUAAGCGAUUGGAAUAUUCUUAAUCCUGAUGCUACUGAAAUGUCGAAAAAUAUCUCUUCAUACCAGAGUCUGUUUGACAAGAUAGAGUCAACAUUGAUAUGUUCAGCAAUGAAUUUGUACACCAAUGAUUAUGAUAACAAAUAUAAAGUUUUACUGAACGACUGUGAAUAUUUAUUGAAUAAAAGUGCAGAAGAACUCGCUAGAACAAACGCUAUACAUUUUCUCAAAGAUGUUGCAGUAAUGCAGUUAGCCAAUCAGGGUUUGUUAAAUAUCAUGAAAAAUGGGAAAGCAAUUACUAACCCGUUCAAACCAUCAGCACUAAAAGAAAACGUUUAUGGAACAGAGAUGAAAAAUUUGACACGUGUUUUAUGGUGGCACCAAUAUUUUACGAAACUCAAUAUGACUGAAGAGAACGUGUUUUAUAACGAAUGUCUUCGACUGGACGUAAUCAGAAGCGCAAGAAAGAACGCCAACUUACUGAUGGCCAAGAGAGAGCUUCUUAGGCAUUUUAAACAUAAUCCAGCAUUUCAGUUGUGCAUAAGCGUCAACAGUUUGGAAGAAUUAAGCAAUGUCCUGCUCUUGUCAAACAAUACUUAUGAUCUAGAUAUAUGGACGCUAAAUAAUGCCAGUGCAUUAGCAGAAUUGUGUAAAGUAACAUAUGCCAGAGAAGAUUCGAAAGUGGAGGCUAUUAACCUAUGUGCAAGUAUAUCUCUAGGGUUUUCUCAAAGAUUAGCGAUGGGAGAGCAGAGCUAUGAGCUCCGUGAAAAAGGAACGAGAAUGUUAUUGACUUUGUCAAAGUGGGUGCAGAAUGAAAAUGAAAAUAUUUUAGUCACUGACUCACCUCUGAUGAAACUACUUGCAGCUCUACCAGAAAUUGGUCUGGUAGAUAAUAACAUUUCAGAAAACGUUAUUCCACUAACUGACUCGGCCGUUGGAAAAUUGCUGCAGUUUGGAGUGAAUCAAUGCCCCGGUCUAGCUAAGGCUUGGGCGAAUUUUGCCGCUUGGUGUUUCAGAUGGGGCCGCAAAAUGGUCGAGUUCAGUUCUAAAACUCGGGAGCAACUCACAGACAACGAUAAGCUUCGGAUAGAAAGUGUUAUGAUCGGGUGCUCGCCGCAAGAUUUCGAAGCAGUGUGUGAAAUAUUAUCGAAAACCAAAGCAACAUGCGAUGAAGAAGAUAUCGAUUGGAACGAAAUUAAUACAUCUGAAAUGAUCGAAAGUCAUUUACGUACGGUGCCUUCACUAAACAACGCUUACCCCGAACAUCUCGCUUUGUUGGUUGAUAUAUGGCGACAAGCCCAAAAAAGAGUAUUCUCAUAUUUCGAGUUAUCUGCAGACGCUUACUUCAAGUUCUUGCAAUUGAUAUGUGCUUCUGAUUUUAUCAAUCAUAGUGGUGAAAAUGCUGUUGUGAACGCUACCCUGAGACUGCUUCGACUUAUUGUUAAGCAUGCUAUGGAAUUACAAACCGUUCUUGAAUCAGGUCUGGCCAAUACGCCUACGCAGCCUUGGAAAGUUAUCAUUCCACAGUUAUUCUCCCGACUUAAUCAUCCAGAAACAUAUGUGAGGAAAUGCGUUUCCGACUUACUGUGCAGAUUGGCAGAGGAUACGCCGCAUCUUAUCACUUUCCCCGCAGUAGUGGGCGCCGUAGAAAAUGAACAGAACAGUAUAACGGAUUUACACGUACCGAGAUCGUUUUUGUCUAACGACGAUGCCGACAGUGAUGAUGAUUUAGACAUGGAGGACUCGGCCAGCGACAAAGUCGUAAAUAAUGAGUUAAAUUCUUGCUUCCUCGACAUGGUGGAAACGUUGGCUAAACAAGCCCCGAAAACGAUUUUACAAGUCAAAUUGUUGGUAAAGGAGUUACAGAGAAUAAACUUACUAUGGGAUGAGUUGUGUCUAGGCACAUUUGUACAACAUCAUUCGGAAUUCAGCAAGCGUCUCACUCAGUUGGAGGCUGAAAUCGUAAAGGUGAAGAACAACACAAAUCUGACAACCGAAGAGAAAGAGAAACUUAUUAAGGAAAAACAUCGCAUCAUAUUCGAGCCCAUCGUGUUUGUUUUGGAGCAGCUCAAUCAGAUAACCUCUGCUACGCCCGAAACCCCACAUGAGACAGCGUUCCAGACCAAAUUCCAAGCCAUCAUUGUUGAUGUAAUCGACAAGUUGAAAAAUCCAGCUAAUCCUGAAAAACCGCAAGAAUCUUGGGCACCGUUGAAACAGCUACAAAUUAAACUCCAGCAAAAAGUUAAUAAAAGAACAUCUUAUAUUCUAAAAAUGUGUGAUAUAAGCCCCGUGUUAGCCGACAUGAAAAACACGGUAAUAACUAUGCCCGGUCUUCAUACAAAUCAGCGUACCGUCAGAAUUACGAUAAAAUCCAUAGAGAACAAUGUGGCCAUUUUACCGACCAAGACAAGGCCUAAGAAGUUAGUGUUUUAUGGAUCAGAUGGCAAAUCUUACACAUACCUGUUCAAGGGUCUCGAAGACUUGCAUUUGGAUGAGAGAAUAAUGCAGUUGCUAUCAAUAACUAACACGAUGUUAGCGCGUGACUCUGAGAACAACAAUAACCAGACAUACAGAGCUCGUCACUACUCUGUUAUUCCUCUCGGACCUCGCUCGGGUUUGAUAAGUUGGGUGGACAAUGUGACACCUCUGUUUGCGUUGUACAAGCGCUGGCAAAAUCGUGAAGCAGCCAUGCAGUCUGCGAAAAUAAAUAAGCCCGUGAACGUCCUCCGACCUUCAGAACUUUUUUACAACAAGCUCAACCCGUUACUGAAAGAAGCUGGAGUGUCUCCGGAGAAUAGGAAGGAAUGGCCCGUGUCCAUCUUGAAGCAGGUCUUACAAGAGUUGUCGUCGGAGACUCCCAAUGAUUUGUUGGCGCGAGAGCUGUGGUGCAGCAGUGUGAACCCUGAGCAGUGGUGGCAAAUGACGCGUCGCUACAGCUACUCUGUCGCGGUGAUGAGUACUAUAGGUUAUAUUAUCGGUUUGGGCGACAGACAUUUGGACAAUGUGCUGGUAGAUUUGACGUCUGGUGAGGUGGUGCAUAUAGACUAUAACGUGUGCUUCGAGAAAGGGAAGACCUUGCGCGUGCCAGAGAAGGUGCCGUUCCGGAUGACGCCCAACUUGGUGACGGCACUCGGGGUGACAGGAGUUGAGGGCAUUUUCCGACUGGCGUGCGAGCACGUGGUCCGCACGAUGCGGCGCGGGCGCGAGACGCUGCUGACGCUGCUCGAGGCCUUCGUGUACGACCCGCUGGUGGAGUGGGGCGGCGGGCGGCGGCGGCGCGGCGCCCGCCACGUGCGCGCCGCGCGCGCCAUGCUCGCUGUGCGCGUGCGCGAGCUCAAGCACACCGCCGCACAAGUCACGGAACAACUUUUGGCCAUAUUGCCUGAAGUGAAACAAAGCGCUGAGAGAUGGCUAGAAGAAAACGACGAGUUCAAAGCUGUUGAAUCCAAACUUCAGCUUUGCCACCAACAAAUGUCGCUAAUAAAAGAGAUUGAAGCCUACGGUAACAACCUCAACAACCAUCCGCUGUACGCCAUUUCACAAAGAUACACGUCCUACAAACAAGCCAAGAAUGCUGUGGAGGAUUCUAUGAAAGCGCUCGUCAAAAUUCUUAACGAUUUUGACACACAAAUUGAAAGUUUUGCCACCACCAAUGAGGUUCUAAACGGCCCGCAAUUAAUGGCGUGGGUGCAAGAAUUCUCUGGCCCACAAGAAGAAGAAGAAAAUCAAAUAUUUGAACACAUAAAAGAGUUCUUAACUAAUGCGGGACAGAGCUCAAUGAUAUCUCAGUGCGAACAAGCUGAACUAGAAUUAAACCAAAGCAUGAAGCAAACCAAUCUCCUUGUCAGAUCCUGCCUUGAACUUCUUACGCAAUAUGUCGCAGUUUCCCAGUACUACCCUCAAAGUCAGACAGAAUACCACCGCAUAGUGAUGUUCCGCAAAUAUCUCGCUGCAGCCUUAGAAAGCAAAUCUCCCGAAGUGUGCCGUGAAGUAUCCAAUCAAGUCACAGCAUUAGUCAACUCCGAUUCAAACUGUGGCGAUUCACAACAAAUCGUCGCUUACAACUACCGUCUGCAACAAAUAAACGCUGAAGCCACUGCGAGUCUGAACAAAUGUGUUGAAAGGCUGCAGCAAGAAGGUGGUCCUGAUGCUAUUGCUAUAGCACAAGAAGCUUACGUGGAGGCCAAGAACAAUGUCAGCAAUUGGGUGAGGGCGGAGGAGGGUGCUGCAGCGGCUUUAGAAAGUGUUGUCAUUGGAAUGCUAUGCAAUUUAAACAGGCGAUAUUUGAUGUUGGAAACUGGAGCCCAAAGCGCAGGAGACUGUCUCGUAGACUUGACGUCAAUGGAAGGAGAAUGGUUCCUUGACGAUAUGAGCUCGUUAUCUAUGCAAGCCGUGGAACUGCUGUCACUUCUACCUUUACAAUCUGCAUCAGUGGAAGACGCUUCUUUACCAGUGGCUGUUGAAUGCGUAAGAAACGCCAACUUACUUCUAGCAGACUUGGUACAGUUGAACUACAAUUUUAGCACCAUCAUAUUACCAGAAGCUCUCAAAAAAGUGCACUCUGAAGAUCCAUCUGCACUUUUGAUGAUAAACGAACUGAACAACGUGAUCAUGAAUUCACCAGUUCCAUUGAAUGAUCUUUUGACAGAUCUUGAAAUGCAUUUCAGAUAUCUUGUGAUGGACAUGGAGUCUCCAGCAGCCAGUGCCCAAAUUAUAGCAGCAGAACUGCGCUCCAGAUACGAAGCCCUGCUAUCCUCAACGACCGAGGGGGAGAACCAGUCUGCAGGGCGCAUGCUGCUGAUGGGCUUUAACGGGUUAUUUGCUGCUGUGGAACUCCGUAGUCGGGAGCUGGCGGACCACCUGGCCGCGCCCACGCCGCCUGCGUGGAGGAAGAUCGAUCAUAUCAAUGAUGCUAUGCAUAUGUCGGCCGCAAUGCAAAGUCCGUCCCUACGCUCUGUGCUAGAGGAUAUCUUCAUAGUCCGUCGUAUCCAGACCGUGGCGGAGGUGUUCUCACUGUGCGCGCAACUCGCGUGCGCGUUCCGCGGCGCGCCCGCCAAUCCUAACUCACAUCCCAUGCACCCCGCUUCGGCUAUCAUGCUGGACGAUGCCGCGCUCUGCAAGCCUGUUAGACGGUUCACGGCAGAAUACGUUUCCCGCUGCGUAUUGGGUGUGCACUCUAAAGCCCUGGCGUCCGUGCUGUGCCUGUUGCUGCGCCGCGCGCGGCUAGACCUGCACGCCGAAGUGGAACAAAAAGAGAUUGGCGCCUCCUGGAGCGUAUCAUUGGAGUCUCUGUGCGAGAAGGCGGCCGCGGUCGGCUCGCCCCGCGCGCGCGCACGCGCCUCCGCACUGUCGGCCGCGCUGCAGGCGGGCCGCGCGCGCGCACACCGCGCCGCGCUCGCGAGCCGCGCUGCCGAGCGCGCCCGCGCCGUGGCUCGCGCGUCCCGCCUCAGGGCCGCUGCGCACGCGCAUUUGCACGCCGAGGUGCUCAACAGCAGUCAGGAUCCCAGCCCGCUGCUGACGCGGCGCGCGCGCGAGCUGUGCGCCGCCGUCGAGCGCCUCGACAGCGCCACGGCCAAGGCGCAGACCCUCGUCACCGCUGCACAUCAGAGAGUGAAAUGGGGUGCAGGCGCUAACCCCGCGCUGCGCUCAAUUGUGCGCGCCCUGGAGGGUGGCUGGGCAGCGCGCAGCGCGCACGCGCGCCGCCUGAGCGCGGCCGCCGCGGCCCUGGCGCCGCAUGCGCGCGUCGCCGCCGCGCUGAGCGCCGCGCCCGCCGCCAGGGCCGCGCGCGCCGCGAGGGCUGCUAAAGCCGCCAAGACCGCCAAGACUGCACUCGCGCAUUGGGAGAAAGCAUGCACGCUCGCACAGAAAUACUCGCUACAAGUGUCGCCCGUGGAGGAGUCGCUGAUGGAAAUGUUGCACCCCGAGGGAAACAUCGACGCACAAUGGGUAGGCAAUGUGUCAGCCCUUGUUCGGGAAACGGCCAACACACUCAACGAAUCCCGUACGACGGCUUUGAACAAAGUGGAGAAAGCCGCGACCGCGCUGAGGGCCGCGGCCGACAAGCUGGCGCACGCGGCCCUGGCGCGCGACAGCCUGCUGCAGGAGCUGAAGGGGCCGCUGCAGGCCUUGCUGCAACUCAACGAUGGUGACAAUCCAGCGCAAGAUUUUUCGACCCUGUGGCGCAGCGUGUCGGAGAAGAUCAACUGCAUCUCUGCGGAGCCCGACGCGGAGGCGCGCGUGCGCGGCGCGGCGCGAGCGGCCGCGCAGUUGGACGCCGAGUUACCGCUGCUGCUGCAACUGCUGCUUGAUUUGCCGGGCGGCGCGACCGACAACAACCGGAAACUGAUGCGACAAGCCGCGCUCUCGUCCCGUCCUUCCGCCAGACACGUGGGCGAGCAGCGCAGCGCCACGGGUGCGGGGGUGUGGAAGCGCGUGCGGCUCAAGCUGGAGGGCCGCGACCCCCCCGCGCGCAGGCCGCAGCCGCAAGACCAGGUGGACUACAUAAUAAUGGAAGCGACUAGUGCAGAGAACCUGUGCCUGAUGUACGAAGGUUGGAUGGCUUGGGUCUGAGCGCGGCCCUGCGGCCCUUCCGGCCCUCCGGCCCUCCGCCCGCGGCCCGCGUCCCCCGCAGCGGGGCCGCCCGCGCCCCUCGGCCCGCGCGCCCCCCGCGGCCCGGCCCGGCCCGGCCCGCCCCGACUCUCCGGCUCGGGGCGGAAUAUCCGACGAUGACGGCAGAAAGUUUUCAAAGUAAUCAAUAUACACUCGACUUUACGCCCUUCUUUUGUCUCUCGGCCGCCGUCCCACACGACCCUACGUUACACGAACGUGGCUCGUAGACGAGCUGUCCAAAUUGCUGACAUUGUAGCAAUAUUGGGUUGCGCGAGCGCAUCUAGAAACGUAGACGUGAGAUACCUCGGCAUAGAUUCCACUUUGGACCGGGAACACCUGUGAAUGGAUGAGAGAUAUUAUUUAUCUCGUUUUUUCGGGGUAUAAUUUCGGCCGUGCAAACAAAAUUACAUUUAAUUCCCUUUCUAAUUUUCAUUGUUUAAUAAAUAUUCUUAUAAAAUCUACCUGUCAUUAUUAUUAUCAAAAUAUCUGCAUCUAUCUGUAACCCCUAUUUCACAGUUUCUAGACACUGUUCUUAUCUUAUCGUAACAAUGCAAAUUAAUCUACUUUAAAUUCGAAAUUUUGAGUUGAAGUAUUUAUUGUAUUGACAAACUUUCAUAACGUAUAGAGUAUCAAAUCAAACGGAACUUUGUAUCAAAAACUAGACAGAAGAUUACCCCAGACGGCUGGCCGAAGUAUUUAAUGUUAGAUUUGUUGUUUUUAUAAGUACUGCUUACGAAAUAUUACUGUAUGUAGCAUCCGACAUCUACUUAACAACUUGUAGAUCGUACACGUUGAUAUUGUGGACACCAUAUUGUUUAGUAUAAAAAAAAUUAAAAAAAAAAGUAAAACAAAAAUGCUUCUUCACUAAAAAUCCACAAUUUUUGACAAAAAUCUUCAAAAUAUUCGACUCCAUUGAAUCACUUUGAUCAUCAAAAUAUAUCAUUUCCAUUAUAAUAAUAUAUGACAUGUCGAUGUUAAAGUAAAUUUAAUGUAACAAUUAACUACCUAUUCAGUAUGUAUGUUCGCGUAUUUUAAUGUUAUUGUAUUUAGGCGAGAGCUUAUUUUCUGUAUUUUCAUUGGAUAUUCAUAGUUAUAAUCAUUCUUGUUUAUCGAAUUAAUUCAACCUGCCGAACCAUUGGUAAAUUUAUUACCACCUGACGGACUUUGGUGUUCAAAAUCACUUGACAGUUUCAAUUCUAAUAGAAUUUGCAUUACAUUUCAUUAUUUUACUAUUAUUGAGGGUUCCCUAGUUAAACUAGAAACCCUUGUAGUUUGGCCAAGUACCUGUCUGUGUGUGACAGCCAUUUUAUUUUUUUUUAAAUAAAUUAUAAGAGAUUUAAAGUUGAAAUUCAGCACAAUUAUAAAAAUCUAUUACCACUGUACAGAAACAUAUUUAAAUUUUCGAAAAAAAAAGUCAUCAUUCUUCCUAAACGUAAAAAACGAGAACUGAAAAAAAAUUGGAGUGAUGCUGUGUUGAAUUAAUAUUUUAAAAUCAUUGGGUAUGAGGUUUGUCAGACUAGCGUUUUCAAUAUUAUACUUGAUACAGUCAAGAGAACCUUACAAUAUUUAUCGAAUUUAUAGAAUAGACGAGAAAUUUCAUUUUAUUUUCCGCAUCAAAUGAAUUUACCACUGGUUCAAAAUGUCUUUCUUACUAAGAACAACUAUCGAGAAAUUCAGAAACUAUAAUAUAUAAUUAAAGAUCGUCUAACAAAAGCUGAAAACGAAAAAUGGUGGCAAAUUUAAAAAAUUAGAUGGUGUAUUCUUGGAUUAAUGAGGAAUAAAAGUUUUUAAUACUUUAUUAUAUCUAGUAUCAUAACUCAAAAUUUAAAAAAACCCCUGACACAAAAACCUCUAUUAGAAAACUAGAAAAGAGCUAAUAACUUUCA